Stylonychia lemnae is the source of this 1263-nucleotide messenger RNA. NCBI's taxonomy places the organism in Eukaryota, Ciliophora, Spirotrichea, Sporadotrichida, Oxytrichidae. The record is from the annotation of a GenBank genome assembly.
AUGGCAACUAAGUACAACCAUAAAUUUGAGGAAAAUAGCGACAUCUAUGAGGACUAGGAAACUUAAAACAGUCCUUAAAGUCAGAAAUUUGAGAGUAUAGAUAUCAGAAACUCAGGAAUACAAAUAGAAAUGCAGGAUUUUAACAAUGUAACUGAAAACCAGUUCUAGGAUGUGUCUUUAUCAGGCAGAAACUAGAUUAGAUAUAACGAUGAAAUGCCUCAUAGAUAAAUCAUUAUUCCUGGUUAGUUAGUAUAGUAUAUAAUAGAAUUAGGUUUGGAUGGUUCAAGAGACGAUCAUAAAGAGCACGAGAGUUUUAAAAAUGAUAAAUUUAAUGGUCAUAACAACCACAAUAAUUAGGAUUUUGAUGACAUUGAUAAAAACUAGGAGACAUAUAGCAUGCAUAAUUUAUCAAUAUUGGAUCAUGAAUUCGGGUCAGGGAAUGUAGGGCAGUUGGGAACAGUAUUUAAUAUCUUUAAAUGCUUUGUGGGAAUAGGUAUUUUAGCAAUGCCUAAUGCUUUUUCUGACGUAAUCUUUGAAUCAUUAAAUCGAAAUUCAAUUUAGUUUGGUAUCGUUGGUGGUUCUAUGGGUAUACUAAUGAUUGGUGUUUUGAAUUUCUAUACAAUGAAACUCCAAAUCUACUGCAAGGAGAAAUAUGGAUCAAAGUAUGAGACUUAUUCUGAUUUAGGACAUGUGAUAUUUGGACCCUGGGGGAAAUUCAGCGUUGAUUUUAGCCUGAUCAUUUCUCAACUAGGCUGUGGAGUAGCUUACCUAUUAUUUAUUGGAAAACAAUUGGAUUAAGUAGCGUGCCAAUCAACAGGAUUUUGCGACAAGAAAUAGCUUUACAUUUCAUUAGCAGGUAUGCUACUUGUCCCAGUUUGCUGGCUUAAGACAUUCAAAUUUGUUUCCUAUAUCAGUAUUUUUGCAAGUUUCUCAAUCGUAUUCGCAUUUUCAGCAACAUCUAAAACAAUCCAAAUAGUUUUAAUAAUCUUAAUGCUUUAAUACCCUAUAAUAUGCCGAUGUUCUUUGGAGUAGCAGUUUUUAAUUUUGAAGGGAUAUGGUGAUAAAAUAGAGGAUAUUGUUACUCUAAAUCUACCACACAAUUCUAUAUCUAAUGCUGCUAGAGCAUUCUAUUGCAUAGGAUUAAUGGGAUCUUAUCCAAUAUAGGUGAUACCUGCUCUUGAAAUAAUAGAAAAAACAAAGUGCUUUAUAAAGAUCCCUACUGCUCCAAUUUUUCCAGGAGUAAAUAAUUUGAAAUAAAUCUGA